Messenger RNA from Pelmatolapia mariae (spotted tilapia), 1505 nucleotides. It is a transcript of the gene ttc32, whose product is annotated as tetratricopeptide repeat domain 32. The coding region runs from base 30 to 440 and encodes 136 amino acids. The transcript has 3 exons. Gene Ontology annotation, molecular function: protein binding. NCBI's taxonomy places the organism in Eukaryota, Metazoa, Chordata, Actinopteri, Cichliformes, Cichlidae. The record is from RefSeq and is a predicted model, not a curated record.
GGUGAAAAACAAGAAAACCUUUCGCACACAUGGAGGAGAAUAAUUCCCAGAUACUCGAAAAUGCCCACGCUGAGUUUAAAAGGGAGAAUUUUAAAAUGGCAGAGGAGCUGUACACAAAGUUUAUCUCUUCCUGCUUACAGUCCAGGGACUGUGAAGCAAGCAGUUUAGCAACUGCUUAUAACAAUCGCGGGCAGAUAAAGUACCUCCGGGUGGAUUUUCGUGAAGCGGUGGAUGACUACACCUCUGCGAUACAAGCUGACAGCCAGUUUGAAGUGCCUUUCUACAACAGAGGACUAAUUCAUUAUAGAUUAGGCUUUUUUGACGAUGCCAAGAGCGAUUUCCAGCAGGCAUUAAAGCUCAACCCGGAUUUUGAAGAUGCCAAAGUAAGCCUUCGGCAGACACUUCUGGACCAGGAGCACAAGAUAAACAGGGGAUACUGACAGCUUCUGAACCUACGUGUCAUGUGGUUCUGAUAACAAAAUGUACACCAGUGCACUUAAUAUCAAUAAUUGUCCAACUGUUUUUAUUCGCUUGUCAUUUUUUUGUUUUUAAAUAUAAAGUGAUUUGCACAAACAAAGACAGAGCUGAAAAUCAGAGGAUAAUUGAUCAGAUGAAGCAGACGUCCCACUGGAUCAGGGGCCACAGUUGAUGGAUUUUUAUUAAGAAGAGCAUUAAUAUUCCUUUUUCGCACCGACUCAAGCUCCUCUCAGUUAGUGAAAAAUUGAUAUCCCUUUAUAAAGGGCCGUAUAAGACUGUGACUGGACACUGCAGAUUUAUCGACCCAUCAGGUGAAAGCCUGAUAAAUGUUGGAGCACCCUGUUGAAGUUUUUAGGAGAGGCUUUGUGACUUUAAAUGAACCCUAAUAAGAAGCUGACAUAAAAUAAUAAUGAGGAAUGUCUCAGCUGCAUAAAGCACACUUUGUGUCCUAAAUUGAAGCUCAGACACAGCUUAAGUUUUAAUACAACAAGGUGAUGUGGUUUUAAAGGAAGGAAGUCAGCAAAUAUAGAAACAACAAACAUACACAGAAGACAUUAUAAAUAUAAUAUAGACAAAUGUAAAUAGAAUCACAAAUCAAUGACUAAUAAAUUAUUUAAUGACACAUGUCUGUCUCGCGCUUACUUAUUCACACAAAUACAGAUUUUGUGAUGUCCUACGAGAAGCAAAGGCAUCAUAAGUGGAGCCUCCCCACAGUGAGUGAGGCAGGAAGCAUCACUGAUGCGUUUCACCUGUGCAGAGGUGAUUACCUGCUGUAUAAAACAGCUGCUGACGCCUGAGUGAAGCAGUCAGCUCUUUUGUGUCGGAGCUGGUUUGUUGGUGGCAGGUCUUGCUGGGGGUUUCAAUGCCAAGCUCUGGUUGUGGUUGGUUUCAGUAAUUUUUUUUUUUUGCAUGGUUACAUUGACUCUGCAACAUGUGGCGGCUUAAAAACAUGUAAGUUUAAGUUUAGUCUUUAGUUUUCUGAUGGUUAUUCUAACUUUUCUAAAAUGUGCAUCUUUUUUUUUCCCCCC